Cephus cinctus (wheat stem sawfly) is the source of this 906-nucleotide messenger RNA. It is a transcript of the gene mRpL18, whose product is annotated as 39S ribosomal protein L18, mitochondrial. The transcript has 4 exons. Gene Ontology annotation, molecular function: structural constituent of ribosome; 5S rRNA binding. Gene Ontology annotation, cellular component: ribosome; mitochondrion. Gene Ontology annotation, biological process: translation. The record is from RefSeq and is a predicted model, not a curated record. Lineage: Eukaryota; Metazoa; Arthropoda; Insecta; Hymenoptera; Cephidae. Bases 221 to 784 code for a protein of 187 amino acids.
GUCACCACCGCCAUAUUUCUUUCUUUCUUUCUUUCAUCUCUUUUUCCUAGGAACUUUUUAUGCUGGAGAUGUUAGAUGGUAAGCCUUGCUUUUUAUCCAAUCGGAUUUGACUUCAAUCGAAAACAUACGGCUGCAGCGGUUAUGUUACCGGGGACUCCAAAAGUUAUUUGAUACUGGAUAAAAAAAUUUCUUCUAGCAGAAUUGUUAAAAGCAAAGGAGGAUGUAUGCCAGUUAUGUGGGUGUCAAGAGUCUUAGGAUUACUGGAUAUACUUUGUCAUCCUUUCUAUAUGGUCGACAAGUGCAUAGUAAUGCUGAGCUUUUGAAUAAUUGCACUAAGGUGGAAAAUAAGAAUCCAAGAAAUAUGGAAUUGUUGAGAAUUGCUAGGAAACCUGUCGGUUAUCAACUGGAAAAACCUGGUCGUAACUACUGGCACAAAUUACAAUUGUCAAAGACAGGACGUCACGUUACAGCUGAGGUGAUUCACUUUCAAAAUGGUCCUGUAGUUUCUGCAUCAACCAUAGAAUGGUCUAUUAAGAAGCAGCUAUAUAGAUUAAAAGAUGCUUCUGCUUAUCAAAAUAUUGGACAAAUAUUGGCCAGACGUUGUCUGGAAAGUGGGAUAUAUUUUAUGAGAUGUGAUAUAAGAUCAUCUGAUGGGGAUAAAAUUAAAUUGUUUCUUAAGGAAAUAAAAAGGAAUGGUAUCACUUUACAAGAGCAUAAGUGCUACCAUAAUCCACAACCUUGGUCUUCCGAUAGACCAGAGAAACCUUGGGCAGUAGUAGAAUAAACUACAAAUUUUGAAAAAUUAUAUAGCAUUCUGAGGUUAUCCAAAUACACUAGACUUAUUUUGUAAAUAAUACACUAUUGCCGAUUCAUUAAACACAUAAUAAAAGUGAUGCAAGAUUUGAA